This is a messenger RNA of Aspergillus uvarum CBS 121591, 1201 nucleotides long. RefSeq lists its product as uncharacterized. Lineage: Eukaryota; Fungi; Ascomycota; Eurotiomycetes; Eurotiales; Aspergillaceae. Bases 179 to 1198 code for a protein of 339 amino acids. The record is from RefSeq and is a predicted model, not a curated record. The transcript has 4 exons.
CAUCCAGCCCCAAUGAACCACACAUAAGUACUAUAAGCACGCCUUGCUGCAAACCGUGGAACCCGCUGACAGGCUGCAGGUCAGACCCGCGGAACCCCCUCAAACCCCUCAACAGCCUCAGGAAUCCCAGAAAUCUCAGCAAGAGUACUCAAGCUUAACCUGCUCUUUGUCGUCCACCAUGGCGCCUCAAGACUCUGCUGGGCGGAUUCCCAAGCAGAGUUUCAUUAUCUCGAUUUCCGUGCUACUAGUCCCGGCUAUCUUGGGCGUGUUUGCGCGCCUGUUCAUCCGCCUGCGCAUUCAGAGGCAAAGACCCUCAACGGACGACUAUCUCCUGGUCGUUGCCCUCGGCUUCCUCCUGGCGAGUAUCAUCAUCAUGUAUACGGAGGUGGUGGAUCGGAUGUAUCUGGUCUUUGCCAUCAGUCAAGGCAUGACCGAUGUCGCCAUUCCUGCGGAUAUCAUCCAAGUCUCGUACUUGUUCCAUCUCUGGAGCGAUGUCUGUCUCUUGAUCUCCUGGUGUGCUUUCAGUGCCGUCAAACUGAGCUUCCUCUUCUUCUUCCGGAAGCUGAUCGAGCGGAUGAAGGCCUGGCAGCUGUACUGGUGGGCCAUCUUCAUCUACACGAUCUGUGUGCUGAUCUACGGAUCCUUGAUCUUCUUCGUCAGCUGUCCCUACUUCUUCGAUCCCCGCGAGAAUGCGUGCGCGACCGGAAGCAACAAGCAGGUGAUUGUGAAUGAGUCCAUCGCAUUGGCAGUCCUCGAUAUAGUGGGUGACUUUUUGAUCCUUGUGAUUCCGAUCCACGUCAUCUGGAAGGUCCGGGUACGAUGGCCGCAAAAGGUCCUCCUGACCUGCUCCCUCUGCCUGACGGUCAUCAUGAUUGCCCUCUCGAUUGUGCGGGUCUGUGGGCUCGUGGCCGGCGAGAUGGUCGACACCAUCUGGGAGACAUAUUGGCAAUUCUUGAGCGCCGAGGUCGGGGUCUUCCUGGCGGCGGCCGUCUCGUUCCGCUCGCUUUUCGUGGCCCACCAAAAGUCCUAUGCCCCGGCCCACUACUCGGUCAAAAAGUUUCUGCAGCAGUCGUUCCAAUCCCCGCGGAAGCGCGAUCCUCUGACCCUAACCGAGUCAUGGCUCGAGAUGCCCGAAUCCGACAUGGAAGCGUUAUCGGGUAAUAAUAUCGAUGCCACUCAUCCAGCCCGGGGGGAGUGACAG